Molecule: messenger RNA, 3882 nt
Organism: Lampris incognitus (smalleye Pacific opah)
Lineage: Eukaryota; Metazoa; Chordata; Actinopteri; Lampriformes; Lampridae
Gene: tmem168a
Product: transmembrane protein 168a
Exons: 6
Coding region: 223-2304 (693 amino acids)
Source: RefSeq, a predicted model, not a curated record
CGAUAAGCUAAGAAAAGGAAAGUAACACAUCAACAAUGGGUUGAUUUUUCGUCAUGCCAUCGAGAGGCAUGUUCCUCGGUUUACAGUUCGUUUGCACAGGCUCACCAACAGACUUGCACAAGACUCCUGCUGCCUGCCAUCCUCAAGAGAAGGAGAGUAUAGCAAAUUGACACUCAAGAGACUUGACUUGCUGUUGGAGCAACUGAUUUGAAGGUUAAAGCCAUGGCUUUGGAGGAGGAGAAAGAGGAGUUGACAGCUGAUGGAACCAAAGAGGUGGACUUAUUUACAUCAGUGCGAUGCCUGGGUUACCUUUCAAGUGUCAACCUGCUUGUUGCAGUUUGUGUGGGGAUGUACGUACGCUGGGAGGUGACCGACGAACCUAUGAUUCUGGUCAUCUUCAUCUUGGGCCUCUUUGUCUUAGGAAUAGCAAGCAUCCUCCACUAUUAUUUUGCAAUGGAAAAAGCCAGCCUAAGCUUGUUACAUUUGUGGUUUGGUUUCCUGCUUGGCCUCCUGUGCUUCCUUAACAGCGCCACCCUUGAUCUAAAUGUCAAGGAACAGGUCACCAACUAUCUCCUUCUGGCUAGUGUUGCAAUGAAGACUGUGUGGGCUCUGACAGAGCGCAUCUGUAGUUCUAUGCGCUACAAACCAGCAUUGCUCACCUCUUCUGAGAUUCUAGAGCUAUUAGGAUUUGGUAUUGCUAGCACUAGCAUGCUUCUACACAAAUCGGUUGCCAUAAUCGGCUUGGUGGUGGCUCUGGGGGCUCUCAUCGUGGACUUGAGGGUGAAAUCCCUCUUGGCUUUGCCCAACCUGGUCUGUUUCGCAUUGGUUACCGCCUUAGUGUUCUUCAAGGCAUUAGGCAUCACAGCCAACCCCUAUGCUCUGGGCUGCUACCUGGGCAGGCUGCUGUGCAACCCCUUGUUGGAUGUGUACUUUAGUGGGCUGGGCCCCAGUGAGCGCUGGCUACCUGUGCUGUCCUCAGGGAGGGUAUGGAGGAGGUUGUCCCUGCUGCCCCUGAGCCUGGCUGAACUGGCAUUCUUCGUCCUGGCUGCCUUGAAGCUCAGCCACCUAGAGCAAUGGUACCUGGUGAUUCCUGGUUUCUGUGUGUUUGGCCUUUUCUGGUCGAUCUGCCACAUGGUUUUGCUGAUUACACUGUGGGGCUUCCAUACCAAGCUGAAUGAGUGCCAGGAGGCCUGGCGGGCCCAGAGGUCCAGUAGCAGGAGUCUGGAAAGGGUUAUGGCUUCCAGGGGGAUUCGACACUUCUGCCUUAUCUCAGAACGCCUUGUUUUCUUCAGUCUACUGUCCACAGCCAUACUGGGAGCUGUGUCCUGGCAGCCCUCCAAUGGUCUCUUCCUGGGUGCGCUGCUGCUGGUGCUGCCCCUGGAGUCCCUGACCCAUGGCUUGUUCCACGAGCUGGGCAGCUGCCUGGGGGGAACUUGUGUUGGCUAUGCACUAGUCAUACCGACCUCUUAUUGCAGUGCUGAUGGCCAGCCCAGCCUCCUGUCCCCUGAACAAGUACAGGGGUAUAACCUGCGCUCCACAGGAAUGCUGAACGGCAUGCAACGUCUCUUCUCCCACCACAUGGUCCAGACAUUUGGCUGCGACUACUCUACCAGCGGUGUCACGUUGGAGGCGGCGCAGACCAAGCUACGGAGUUUCCUGGACCAGCGCACAGCCGACGGGCCGCGUCAUGAUACCUACCUGGUUUUCUACAGCGGCCACACCCACCCCGGUACUGGCGCUUGGGUUCUGGCUGGAGGUGAAAGUCUUCACCUGGCCCAGCUGCUGGAAUGGUGGAGGGAGAAGAACGCCGGCCACUGCUCUCGUCUCAUCCUCAUCCUGGACACAGAGAACGCCCAGCCCUGGGUAAAGGAGGUGCGGAGGGUGGAGGGGAUCUAUGUAGCUGUGCAGGCGGCUGAACUGUGCCCCUCUGGUGGGGAUGCAGAGGCCGGGGACGCCCCCUGCCUGGGCGAUUUUACAGCCGAGUGGGUGGAGUUCAACUGCAACCCUGACAGCGACACCCAGUGGUCGGAAAGGGGAAGGGCGGUGACAGCUAUCUAUGGCGUGUCCAAGCGCUGGAGUGACUACACGCUCCAUCUGCCCACGGGAAGCGACGUAGCCAAGCACUGGAAGACCCACUUCCCCAAGGCCACCUAUCCCAUGGUGCACCUGGCCAACUGGUGCUGCGGCCUCAACCUGUUCUGGCUUUGCAGUGCGUGUCUGCGCUGCUUCAGGAGGUUUAAACUAAAGUGGUUUCCUCCCACCAUACUGGACACUGGGCAGGGCAUCAAACUGGUCCACUCAUAGACGCUCCCAGGAAAUUGUAGUUGUGCUUUUCUGACUUUGGAAGUGUUUUGCCUUUUUUGAUGGUGGAGUUAUCUGAGAGGUCAGAGUUUAUGCCAAAAGAAAAAGAAUAGUCCUGUACACACACACACACACAUUUUACGUAUUUACUUGCAGCACAGUUUAGCAGUAGCACUUUUGAUUGUUGGUAAGGGUGAUGUCAUUGGAAAGGAACUGAUUCAUUUUUAUGGUAAAGUCGUAAUUAGCUGCUAAGGCUGCAAAACUGUUUCACAGCAUAACAUUGGGUCAGUUGAGUCCGAUCAAAUACCAUAUUGCUGUUGUGGAUGUUAUUGUUGGCUUGAUGGUCAGUUAGUCAGCCACUAGGAAAGUGCUGUAUAAAAUGCAGUCCAUUUAACACUUGGGUUGUUUUAUAUCAGUACAUUCACACGAGGCAAUGAAAAGCCAAAAUAAUUGUAGUUUGCAUUCAGAUAAUUCAACCAACUGCUCCAAUGGCUGUAUAAAGCAUUGUUAAAAAAAAUACUGCAAGCACAAAGGCCAUAGCGUUUCUUCUUAACCAGUAAACUGUUACAAUGCAAGAUACCUUAUUAAUCACCUCUGAAUCAAAGAUAAGGUAGGAAUUACACGGGAGAUGCCUUUUUACAUAAACCUCUCACACUUUAUUGGUUAUUGGGAUAGUGUGUUAUGUUUUACUGCAUAUGUAUACCUAAUUUUGCCAUUACAGCAGUAUUUUUUCUAUAUAACAAUUUAACUUUUACACAGUUAUGUUUCUUUUUCAGAGUGCCUUAAAAUGUGUCAAAGGUAAAAUUUGGGACGCUUUAUACGGUGGGUUGGUAAUUUUUUUUGUUUUUGUUGUUUUGCUUUUUUCUUCAUAGUUUUGUUUUUAAAUAUUCCUUUGGCGUGUCUCUUAUUUAGCUGACACUUUUUAUCCAGAGAAACCAACAGUGGCAGAGCAGGGAGAGAUUGACUGUGCUUGCCAAAUGACUUUAAGUCAGCACAGAGAGGUUGGUUGUUGCUAGCCAUUCACCUGCUGACCAGAGGGACAGCGUAUCAAUGAGGCCACCAUGCCAGUCCAGCUGUGGGAUGCCUUAUACCGUUUCCAAGCUGAUGCCUUUAUCCCUGCAUUGAACAAAGAGAUGACACAGCCCAGGCAGCCUUUUGUUCACAUGCAUUUGAGCUGUUUGUUAAAUGAGCCAGUUUAGGUGGUGGUUCUCAUGUAUUGUUUUUCAGUCGGAUCAGGUGCCGACCCUGCCCAUUCCUCCAGACACACAAAGACUACAUUUCCAUCUGUCAGCUGUCUCGCCCAACCAUGUCUUCAUUGUCAAAGCGACAAACAAGCGGUGUGUUGUCAUGCAGCACCAUAGGUUCUCGGUUCCUCGAGACCGUGGAUUGCUGGAUUGGGCGGCCGCGUACCGUGGUACACUGCAUGUACGAUAAAGAUGUCGAGCUGUAUUUUCCACAUGUAAUCAUCCCGUCUCUCGCUCUUCCCUCUGCAUCACCUGUUUACAUCAUUCUUCACAUAUGACUCAGAACAGAUGACUUCCAUGGUGUUUGGUAAUGCAAUAAAUAAACGGGAGUAAUGAA